AUGACCACAACACCCGUAUUGCACCGCAGCGCGCGGGCAAUUACCAUCAGCGAGUUCCGCGAUGCCCUCCGAGCAACAUGUCCCCCACGCUUCCCGCAAGCGAAGUCACUCACACACCGGCGGAUCGGUCUCGCGGUCAGCGGCGGUGUCGACUCUAUGGCGCUUGCCUUCCUCUGUUCCAAGAUAAGAAUAGGAGAUCCAUAUUUCAGAAUAUCUGACCAUCCCGUUGGUUGCUUUUAUGCCAUGAUUAUCGACCACGGCCUCCGCGAGGGCAGCACGAAGGAGGCAAACGAUGUCGCCGAAGCAGUCGAGAAAAUGGGGUUGAGGGGCCAAGUGAUGAAGAUUCACUGGACCGAGAUUGUUGGGAAAGAUAGAAAGCCCAACGACCUGCCCAACGUUGAGACCCUGGCACGCCAGCUCCGCUACCGGCGAAUUGCCCAAUUCUGCAAGAUGUCCAAGGUGGCCAGCGUCCUUACGGCACAUCAUGAAGACGACCAAUACGAGACGGUGCUGAUGAGGCUCCUGUCUGGACACGGCUACCGCGGCCUGCAGGGAAUGCGCACCGCAACCGACAUCCCCGAGUGCUACGAUGUCCACGGCGCCUAUCAGAGCGGCAUCAUUGAUGACCAGCAGCUUGACAACCCCUUCUACAACAUGCGGCCGUCGGGACGUCAGCGAAAGUAUAUGCGGCGUGAUCUAAGGUACGAAGUCGACCCUGCUGUGCUCGCCAAGGAGAUUGAGGAGGGCCUGGACGCCGAUGCGAUUGCCAUGUAUCUCGACGACUACGAUGCCAUAACCAACAAGGCGAAGCGCGCCCCUCCCCUAGGCCCCCUGGACGUUGAGGACGGCGGCAUCAUGGUCUACCGGCCGCUGCUGCACUUCAGCAAGGAGAGGCUGGUGGCGACGUGCGUUGAAAAUGGCAUCCCUUGGUUUGAGGACCACACGAAUGCGGACCCGACGCUAACCACGAGAAAUGCGGUCCGACACAUGUACAAGAAUUGGACCCUACCCGCGGCGCUGCAAAAGCCUGCCAUCCUCCGGCUCGCUGAACGAUGCCGAGCAAAGGUCGCUUCAGAAGAAGCCGAGGCCGAUAGGCUUCUGCACAAUGUCAUCUUCCACAAAUUCGAGAACAACACCGGGACACUAGUGGUUACCCUGCCUAACUUCUCUUUUCCAAUUGUCCCACGGCGCUCCACAUGCUCGCCGACCGGCCGGCGCAAGCGAACCGAGCACUACCGCCGUAUCGCUGCGGUAACAAUACGAAAGCUCCUCUCGAUGGUGACGCCAGAACGAGAACUCCCACCGGUUCAACAGCUAGGUCCCCUAGUCUCCAUGCUCUUCCCCUCCCUAGUCGAUGAGGGAGACCCGCCGGAGCCCAAAGCAUACGUUAUCUGCGGUGUACACUUCAUACCGCUGGUUGGGGACUUCCCCCUGCGCUGGCUUCUGGCAAGAGCACCUCACGUGUCAAACGUCCCACGGCCGUUUGUUGCUUCUCACGGCUUGGCGCUUGCCAAGCGUAUAUCCAAGCAUCCAACUACCUGGAAACCAGAAUCCUGGGCAGAGGCCCGUCUUUUCGAUGGCCGCUACUGGAUUCGGAUUUCUCACCGGCUCCCCUGUACCGUUCGUGUCGCCCCUUUUGAACCAGAGCAUCAGAAGCCUUUCCGAGAAGCUCUAGAUGACCGCUCCAAAAACGACCUUCUGUCCAUGCUUCGAAAGUAUGCGCCCGGGAAGAUUCGGUACACACUGCCAGCCAUCUACAGCAUAUAUGAUGUGAGCAAUCUACUGGCUGGCGGUAAUUGGUGGCCGGAUUGGCAGUCCAAAGCUGCCGACGGGAGCCAGGAGCAGACAGAUGAGGUUGGCACCCUUUCUGAGAACAUCAGGACCAAAACACUGAGCGAGGUAUUCGCGGGCCGCUUGGAAUGGGAGAAGGACGUGAGAGAACGAGGAAAACCACAGCUGCUUGCGCUCCCAACACUGGGCAUCUCCUUGCCCGGCUUGGACGAUUGGCUGCAAUGGGACAUCCGAUACCGCAAGGUAGACCAUCGACUGCUUCAGCUAAGCAAGCUUGGUGAUUUUCGGUUGGGGCGACGCGAGCUUAGAUUCAGGGUGAGAACUCAGUAUCGGUAUCGGCGUAAAAGACUCCGGAAGCCGUGGAAGAGUUCGGCGUCUUGGCGGCCGUGGCGCUGA
Molecule: messenger RNA, 2187 nt
Organism: Canariomyces notabilis
Lineage: Eukaryota; Fungi; Ascomycota; Sordariomycetes; Sordariales; Chaetomiaceae
Exons: 2
Coding region: 1-2187 (728 amino acids)
Biological process (GO): tRNA processing
Molecular function (GO): ligase activity, forming carbon-nitrogen bonds; ATP binding
Source: RefSeq, a predicted model, not a curated record